CGGCAUGGCCGGCCGCCUCGGCCGCGGCGUGUGCCGGGGCAAGCGGGGCCGGGGGUCCCGCGGCGGGGGCGCGCUGCUGGCGCUGGGGCUGCUGGCCGCCCUCGGCUUCCUCGCCUGGCGGCGCGGCCCCCCGCCCCGCCGCGGCGACCCCUCGCCUCCGCCGCCCGCCGACGAAGCCUCGCUGCGGAAGCCCGUGUACGCCAAGCCCGGCCCGGAGCCGGGGGCGCUGGGCGAGCUGGGCCGGGCGGUGCGGCUGGAGCUGAGCCCGGCCGAGAAGCGGCGCCAGGAGGAGAGCAUCCGGCGGCACCAGAUCAACAUCUACCUGAGCGACCGCAUCUCGCUGCACCGCCGCCUGCCCGAGCGCUGGCACCCGCUAUGCAAAGAGAAGAAGUAUGACUACUAUAGCCUGCCAAAAACAUCAGUUGUGAUAGCUUUCUAUAAUGAGGCUUGGUCAACUCUUCUGCGGACUGUUCAUAGUGUUCUCGAGACAUCUCCAGAUAUACUUUUAGAAGAAGUUAUCCUUGUGGAUGAUUACAGUGACAAAGAGCAUUUAAAGGAGCGUUUGGAAAACUACGUGGCUGGCUUACGCAAGGUGCGUCUUAUCCGUGCAAACAAGAGGGAAGGGCUGGUUCGAGCCCGACUGCUGGGGGCUUCUAUAGCCAAAGGGGACAUCCUGACCUUCCUGGACUGCCACUGUGAGUGCCAUGAGGGCUGGCUGGAACCACUUCUGGAAAGGAUUGCGGAAGAAGAAUCGGCUGUUGUCUGCCCUGUUAUUGAUGUUAUUGACUGGAAUACAUUUGAGUACUUGGGAAAUGCUGGUGAGCCACAGAUUGGUGGAUUUGACUGGAGGCUGGUCUUCACUUGGCAUAGUACCCCUGAAAGAGAACAGAAACGAAGAAAGUCCAAGAUCGAUGUGAUCAGGUCUCCAACCAUGGCAGGAGGAUUGUUUUCUGUGAGCAAGAAGUAUUUUGAUUAUCUUGGUUCAUACGACACAGGAAUGGAAGUCUGGGGAGGAGAAAACCUUGAGUUCUCAUUUAGGAUAUGGCAGUGUGGAGGAAGUCUUGAGAUCCACCCAUGCUCACACGUAGGCCACGUUUUCCCCAAACAAGCUCCCUACUCACGGUCUAAGGCUUUGGCGAACAGCGUACGUGCAGCUGAAGUGUGGAUGGAUGAAUAUAAAGAGCUUUAUUACCAUCGAAACCCACACGCUCGCCUGGAACCAUAUGGAGAUGUGACGGAGAGGAGACUCCUUCGAGAGAAGCUGAAAUGUAAGGACUUCAAAUGGUUCUUGGAGAACGUGUACCCAGAGCUUCACGUACCUGAGGACAGACCAGGCUUCUUCGGCAUGCUGAAAAAUAAAGGAAUGGUCAACUUCUGUUUUGAUUAUAACCCUUCAAAUGAACAUGAAGUAACUGGACACAGGGUCAUACUGUAUCCAUGUCAUGGGAUGGGACAAAAUCAGUUUUUUGAGUACACAUCCCGUAAUGAAAUACGCUACAACACCCGACAGCCAGAAGCCUGUGCAGCAGUUGACACAGGGACUGACUAUUUGACAAUGAACUUGUGUCAAGAAAAUACUCCUGAUAUUCCUGAAAACCAGAAGUUUAUUUUCAGAGAGGAUGGUACUUUGUUUCAUGUACAAACCCAGAAGUGCUUACAAGCAGAGUCGAACUCUUACAAUGGUAAUCCAGCACCAGUAUUACGACCGUGUACUGAUUCAGAAUACCAAAAAUGGUUCUUCAAAGAAAGAAGUUGAUCCAGAUGUCAUCUAGUAUAUAGCUGAAUAUGAAAAUGUUCUCUUUCUAGUCAGCAGAUAGUCAGCCUUUUGAAAAUUACAUAAGUGAUAUAUUUUUGUAUGAAAAGAACUGUAAUUAGUUUACAAGCAUUGAAUUUUGUUUUCUGGAGCAUUAAAAGGCACUAAGCAUUGAGAGCUACGUGAAGUAAGUACUGUGGCUGUAUCAUGCCACAGAAUCUGCUCCUCUUCGGUUCCCUGUAUUUGGCAGCUACAUAACUGUUUUUGAAGUGUCUUAGAUUAUUUUUCACAAGUGACAAUAUAUUUUUUAAUCUACUGUGUGAAAGUAAGGCAGUCAAAAUAAUUGCACUAAUGUUAUCUGCCAGUAACUAAAAUGUUUAUUUUUCUACUAAAGCAUUCUGCAGUUGUGCCUUUUGACAGAUGCUGGUUAAUAAUUCUCCUUGUCUUUUUAAUACCAAGAGGGUAAAUGUAGGCCAGAUUCCACCCCUGAGUGGCUACAACAGACCCCUCACUGAAGACUGUGGGUUUGCACAUGAAGGCUGAGAAGGUCUGCAUAUCUUUGCACAAAUAACAGUCUAGAUGCAUACAUAUUGCACAUGCUUGACAAUACUAUACAUUAAAUGUUGUGACAAUUUCAGUUGCUCAUGGCACUUGAUUAGAUUCUGAUCAUGCUUAAGUCUGAUUUUGGAGUAAAAUGGGGAUUUUCUCAUCUUUAUUAAUUAAGGCAACAACAUCUAAAGGUGAUGCUCUGUUUAGAUAUAAAUGGAUCUAGCUGUGCAGCUAGACUGCACAACUGACUUUAACAUUACGUGAAUUGCAUACAUACAGCAUGCAUACAACCUGCAAGAUCAGACCUAGCAAUAAUUCUUUUGACAUGAAGGGGUUGUUUCAAACUUAAAAUUACAGAAAAAUCUAAGAAAUUAAUAUCUUUAAUUAAAUUGUAAUUGUUUAAAUGGCUCGUUUAAAAUGAAUGGAUAAAUAAAAAAAAAUGGUUUACAACUAAUUGAUAGGAUAUGCAGCUGCUAUUAAUUAAAAAAAUGUCUUUCAUAUAUAACUUGCAUUUUGUCUGGGAACUCCUUUUCUGAUAACUUGUUUAUGCUAACACACACAGUCCUACAGAAAACACAGGAUUUAAUCUGCAUCAGUGCAAGAUGUUUUCAGCUGUGGUGUGUGGGGUCUGCUUUACCCAUUCAGACAAGGAGUUAAGUAUAGCUAUAUGUUUGGUCAUUGACUAUUAUCAUUAAAGUGUUGAUUAAAAGAGUUUCAGCUCAUGAGGAAGGUGUCCUUAUGUCAGCUGGAGGUAUGUUUUAUGCAUAGAAGCAUGAAGAUUACAACCUUUUUUCCCCCAGAAGUCUUGGCAUCUGUUCUGGUUAGUUUUAGAUUUCUUCCAUUAUUUGUCUUUGUUCUUGUUUUCUAUAUGAAAUGUACAGACCUUUCUUUAAAUUUUCAUAAGCUCAUGUCAUUUUGACAUAUCUAUUUAUAUGAUUAGGGUGUGGGGGGAGGGUUUCUGCCUGUAGAGGAUGCCUAUGGAGGUUCUUCCAAGAUCUGUCUAAAACCCUGUAGCUGGAAUGUUAUUUGAAGACCUUCAAAGAUCUCUGUGGGUUGGACUGAUGAAAUUGAUGUUAGAACUAAUAAAAUAUUUUGUGACUCGGUAGAGUGGCAACUGUCUUUACAACUAUUUUUUUUUUCGUAUGGUCAGUGGUUUUCUUUUAACCCUCUCUCUGAUCUCUUAGGGUCUGAUCCCUGCAGCACUUGGUAGAAGACAGCUUUAUUUUAUGCUCUCUCAAGUUCCCAUUACUGAACUCAUUAAUGCUUUUGUUCACCUGCUAGCAGCAACUGUGUUCAGUUUGUGGAGCCACAUAUCAAAGCUGGGUGUCUGCAUGAGAGAGCUGUUAGAACUCCACCAACACAGCAAGGUUUUUCUGUUCAUUUCUGUUUUGCCUUCGUGACUGUUGAUUGCAUUACAUUAAUAAGUUAAUGAAAGCCCAGCAAUUACACUUGUAGACAAAACUCUCAUUGACCUUCAAGGUCAAUGAGGUUUUCUUAGUUCUGAGACUUCCAGAUUUUAUCAGCAGGUGUUCAUAUGCAAAUGAAAUUUAGUAAUUGGAAAUUGUUUUCUGUAUAUCUUGCUACUCUGCAUUUUUUUUUUUUUUUGGAGGGAAGUACUGAUGUUCUGGGCUUCUAGUUAUAUGCAAUUGAGCUGUUUUCUCCUGCACCAGCAAACCCGCUAGCCUGGGUUGAAUAUUUGCUAGACAAACGUGCUUAUGUUUAGUUCAGAAGCAGUCACUGACUGUAGUAAUAUCACCAGCUUGCUCCAUGUAUGUUGUUGGCCCUUUAGUCCACCUACUUCACAGUUUUCUCCUUGAUACUUUCCUUCUUGUCAACUCAAAGGAAUUGUAUUAAUGUCUGGCUUCAGGUUUAGAUGAUGAAGGAAUCGAUCAAGUGUCUGAUUCACAAUGCACAUUUUCAAACUUCCUCCUGCAGGAGGUUGUGGCCAUCUGCUGAGGAACGCACUGUAGACUUUGGGCUUCUCAGUAAAGAAGGGGCUGGAUGCCUCAGAGAACCGGAAAAAUUGGAGGACUUAGUCAUAAAUUCACACUCCAUCUGGUUCUGGCCUCCUAAGACUCUUUUUUGAAAAAGAGAGAUGAGGAGUUUCCACAUUGUCCAAAACAUCAACCAGUACUUCCCCCAUUUCUUAGUACUCAUCUUUUAUGUUUAAAGACACACUUUAUUUUUUUCCUCUUUGCCGCUAACAUUGUGAAGCAUCCAUAAAAGCAAAUCAGGCAAUUCAAGCUUAUUGAUAAACUUAUAUUAAAAUAAUGUGAUACUGGCACUGCAAGCAGGGAAAUCAAGGGUUCUUCUUUCAUUUUGUGCUAUUAGGUUGUUCAAAAAAAAAAAAAAUUUUUUUUAAAUGAAAAAUGGAGAUGGGCUAACAAUGGUAUGCCAAGAAUGUAUCAUCCCAGCACAUGAUUUGCUGUAUACAAUUUGAAGAUUGAUACACAGAAAUCUGUCUUCCAAAUGGAUUUUAAUUCCUUCUUCAUUGUCUAGCAGUAAAUACAGCCUCUCUGAUGUUUACUGCCAUUUUUUGGAUAUAAGGGAUCAGCUUGAUGUUGUGUUCUCCCAGGUUUCUUCCCUUACUUUUUUCUGGUGUUCCUUGAACAUCCCUAGAGAUGGGUCAUAUUUGGCACAGCGGAGGCACAAAAGAUUAAACUAGAAGUAUUUCACAAAACCGAACUGUGCAAAAUACUUUCCCAAUGUUCUGUUCUAGAUACACCUUGUGAGAGGAAUAUAAAUAUGCAAAGAUUUUUUUAACUCUUAAAAUACCUGGUGAUAUUAUCCUCAAGAUGAGAAUUUGGGGUAGUAACUGCUGAUUGAACUGGCUGUUUUGGGGGAAUUUAGGUAUUGUCUUAAAAAAAAAUAUGCUUAUGUCUUUGUAUUUCU
Messenger RNA from Cygnus atratus (black swan), 5194 nucleotides. It is a transcript of the gene GALNT12, whose product is annotated as polypeptide N-acetylgalactosaminyltransferase 12. Lineage: Eukaryota; Metazoa; Chordata; Aves; Anseriformes; Anatidae. Gene Ontology annotation, cellular component: Golgi apparatus. The transcript has 10 exons. The record is from RefSeq and is a predicted model, not a curated record. The coding region runs from base 5 to 1756 and encodes 583 amino acids.